CUUCUGUGCUCCCCAAGCACAGAUGGGGAAGGUGAGGCCGGCCCGGCAGGCCAGGCCACCAGGAUCCUCCUGAGCCAAUGCUGUGCCCGCACACCCACAAGGGACCUGUGUCAGCAGGUUAAAAACGGAAACGGGUCGGGCUCUUUCUUUUUUUUUUUUUUUUCCUUUGAGAAAAUCCUAGGCCCAAAUAAGGCGAGGGCUGCGGGGAGGCUGGUGAGCUGGCCAAGUCCUCCUGAGCAAGCGAGUGGCGGCCGGCCCGGCGGCCUGGGCUUGGGCCUCCUCCAGGACUCGCCCGGCAGCGGGGCGGUGCGCCCGGAGCCUAUAAGGGCCUCGCCCCCGCCGGGCCGCUCAGUCCCGACCCGCAGCGCAGCCCCCACCCCGCAGAGUCCUCUGUGCCUGCACCAGCUGCCCAGCCAUGGAGGCCAUCAAGAAGAAGAUGCAGAUGCUUAAGCUGGACAAGGAGAACGCCAUCGACCGCGCCGAGCAGGCCGAGUCGGACAAGAAAGCCGCGGAGGAGAAGUGCAAGCAGGUGGAAGAGGAGCUGACGCACCUCCAGAAGAAGCUGAAGGGGACGGAGGAUGAGUUGGACAAAUACUCCGAGAACCUGAAGGACGCACAGGAGAAGCUGGAGCUGACGGAGAAGAAAGCCUCCGACGCCGAAGGGGAUGUGGCCGCUCUCAAUCGACGCAUCCAGCUUGUUGAGGAGGAGCUGGACAGGGCUCAGGAGCGACUGGCCACAGCCCUGCAGAAGCUGGAGGAGGCAGAAAAGGCCGCGGAUGAGAGUGAGAGAGGAAUGAAGGUGAUAGAAAACCGGGCCAUGAAAGAUGAAGAAAAGAUGGAAAUCCAGGAGAUGCAGCUCAAAGAGGCCAAGCACAUUGCCGAGGAGGCCGACCGCAAGUACGAGGAGGUGGCUCGUAAAUUGGUCAUCCUGGAGGGUGAGCUGGAAAGGGCAGAGGAGCGCGCAGAGGUGUCCGAACUAAAAUGUGGUGACCUGGAAGAAGAACUCAAGAACGUCACGAACAAUCUGAAAUCACUCGAGGCUGCCUCUGAGAAGUAUUCUGAAAAGGAGGAUAAAUACGAAGAAGAAAUUAAACUUUUGUCCGACAAACUGAAAGAGGCUGAGACCCGUGCUGAAUUUGCAGAGAGAACGGUUGCAAAACUGGAAAAGACGAUUGAUGACCUGGAAGAAAAACUUGCCCAGGCCAAAGAAGAGAAUGUGGGCUUACAUCAGACACUGGAUCAGACACUAAACGAACUUAACUGUAUAUAACCAAAACAGAAGAGUCUUGUUCCAACAGAAACUCCAGAGCUCUGUGUCUUUCUCUUCUCUUGUAAGAAGUUUCUUUUGCUAUUGAAAUCUUCGCUUUGCUGGAAAUGUCAAGCAAAUUAUGAGUACGUGACCAAAUAUUUUGUAUCAGAGAAGCUUUGAGCACCCCGUUAAAUCUCAUUCCUUCCUUUUUUCAAAUGGCACCAGCUUUUUCAGCUCUAUUUUUAUCUUUAAGUUGCAUUUAUUCAUAAGGUAGGCAGGGUAUUUCAUACUGAGCAUACGCCUAUAGAGACUGAGGGCGUUUGGUUCCUGGGAGAAUAGACAACCUUAUACUUUUCAAAAACCAACUCCAGUGUCUAGUCACAGGUAAACUUAAAAGGCCGCAGAAUGCAUAACCUUCUGGGCCACUGUUGGUCACACGACAGGUAGCCAGGGACCAUCCCAUUAAAAUGGGUAGGGAUUUUCCAUCCAGAGCAUAACAAAAGGGAGGAGGGGGAAGAGGGCUUGCCUUGUGGGAAGUCAUAAACCAUAGAUCAACCUCAUCAUCCUGGCUCUUUCCCACACACCGCCAUGCAGAACAAACAUCCUCUGGGCAGGUAGCAUGAGAAUGCUUGGGAAAUCAUCGUAAUAAUUACCCAGAUAUUUUCUGGAUAGAUCCUAUGUUCCUCUACAGGUUUCUUUUCAUUCUGAAGUUCUCUGAGGAGCAGAUCUCUUAUUCCAAUAAUGACCCAUGCUUGUCUGCUCUGAUCUGAGACCAUCUGCUUAGCAGGAAUGAAUGUGGCAGAAUUCAGUCUCAUUCAGAGAAGUCCUAUCAAAAAGACUGCGAGCCAUCAAUAAUUGAGCAAUGCUGACAACUACUGGGCAGAAGGCCCCUCUCUGACAGCAAAGUACAGAUAGAGCAAUGGGCCUCGCUUCCUCUCCUGUGUACUUCCGGGAAUAGCAAACUGAAGAUUUACUUAUGUAGGACUUUAAUUCCUUCUUCAGGACCAAGUUAAUGAAAGACCAAGAAACUCCUGAUUAAACUGGAUAUGGAGCAUUUUGUAGGCACAGCUGCAUUUUGGCUUUGUUGUCUUUCUGCUUUCUGGGGUAACAUCUCAGAGCUGAAACAUUCCACAUUCCCCAGCAGUGUGGGGGCCAACUCAAGUUUACAAUUCUGACAAAAUCACCCUGCUUCUAGCUUAUCCAAAUUCUCUGCCCCUCACUCCUAUUUAUUAAGCAUCACACUACCCAGAAGGUACACUAGCAAAUUGUGCAAUUAAAUAAAACGCACACCUUUCAUUUAGAUUCUUGCAACUGUAUCAUAUGUAAUAGUAUCACUUUUUCUACAUUUUGGUCAAAUAAAUUUUUACAUAAACUA
Molecule: messenger RNA, 2624 nt
Organism: Leopardus geoffroyi (Geoffroy's cat)
Lineage: Eukaryota; Metazoa; Chordata; Mammalia; Carnivora; Felidae
Gene: TPM4
Product: tropomyosin 4
Exons: 9
Coding region: 416-1270 (284 amino acids)
Biological process (GO): actin filament organization; muscle contraction
Cellular component (GO): actin filament
Molecular function (GO): actin filament binding
Source: RefSeq, a predicted model, not a curated record